CACCCAAUCUUCCCUUUCAUACUUGUGUUUUCAGUUGCUUUUCUCAGGGUGGUGCUUUCUGGUGACCAGCAUCUCUAUUGCUCUAGGGAUUCAUAAAUUGAUCAUUAAUAUUCCUCGUCUGCAGCCUUGUUGCAAGGUAAUGCAUUUCUACCACAGUGGGAACUUAAAUCCAAAACCCCUGGCUUCAAGGGCCAGCAACUUAUCUAUCAGGCACAGGGGCUUCUUUUUUGAUAGCUCCCAAGACAGACAGGAGUUCCCUAACAGUGUCCAUCUGUUCUCAAAACAAGGACUGACAGCAAACACUUUUCUCCUGACACCUCAUAAGAAGGGCUGCUUCCUGGGUCAGACCAUAGAUCCUUCUUGCUCAGUCUCCUGUGUCGCACGGUGCUAAACAGGAGAUGCUAAAAGGCAGAGCAAACAGGAUCACACCAGCGUUUUUUGCAUGGUUCCUCUCCCUCUUGCAGCCUCCAGGGUUUAGGGUCAGAGCAGUUCUGAUUCAGGGGCUAUCUUCUCUGCAGCAGGGGCAGGCAAUUAUUUUGGCUGGAGGGCUGCUUCACGAGUUUUGGUGAGUGGUCGAGGGCUGCAUGGGUAGCCCUGCCCCUUGACACUUGCCCCAUCCCCUGGUUUCCAUCUUGAGACUGGAAGUGCCACCUCCUAACCCCUGACCUUUGCCACCUGUGGUCCCUCCCUUUGCCCCCAGAAGUACUCCUUCGGGGAGGGCUGUGGCCUUGGAACCAGAUGUUACAUCCUGUCACAUGGUCUGUGUCAUAUGACCCACCCACCCAACACCAACCCUUGCCCUGCUUGCCACAUCUGUCCCAGAAUCCCCUGCCCUCAUCACAUGACCCCUGACAUCAGCAGGUCAACCCCUUGACUAGGAAACCCUGCCCCACACAGGGCGAACCCCCGCACAGUGCAUGGCCUGCUCCCAGGGCCCAGGAGUGCUGCCCUCUGGGCCAUGAGGCACAGGCACAGCUUAGCAGGUAGCAAGAGGCAGUGACCCCUCUAACAUCCUGCCCCAGCGCUGGGGUGUCAGGGGCAUCAGAGCUCCCCCAGAAGAGAGCCAAACUAACUGAAUCAAGGACUACACACACAAAAUAUUUCAGAAAAAUGCAUUUUAACAAAGUAUAGAUAAAGUAUCAUAUACUACAAAUCACGCAUCUACUACAACAGAUUUUAAUUUUAUUUUUAAAAAUAAUGUGGAUAGUGUAUGUGAAGAUGAUUAACUUAAAGACAAACUAAGAAACUCAGUGUGAACAAUGAAGCCUUUUAUGUUCGUUAACCAGAAAAUCAAAGUCAGGCGUCAUCUCGGUCGUUGCAAUGCAGAGCACUGCUGCAAGGUAGUCAUCACUCAUUGAAGAUCUCAGGUUUGAAUUGUUGAUUUUCAUUACAUAAAAUGGCUGCUCACAUACAUAAGUUGAACCAAACAGCACAAGCAUCUUCCAGGCAUGAGCCUUCAUCUUUGGAAACUUCUGUUGAUUGAGAGAGGCAGAAAAGCAAGAGCAGACCUCCCUUCCCCGCUGCAGGGAGCUGAGCGGCGUGGCCAGGCCCCGGCAGGACGCUGUGAUUAGGGAGGGGCGCCCCUCCCCCUGCUUGAUAACAGAGCAUUGAUCAGCUCCCAUGCACUCUCUCAUGGGAGUCCUAGGCAGGGACAUCCCAGCAGCCACACCCAAGCGCUGCCAUUGCCAAUGGCCACCCACAAGUACAUGCCCACAAGUAGUUCAAGAGGCUCGUAGGGGCUGAGCUUCUCCGAGAGGGGAAGGAGAUGCAGACGUGGGGUGCAGCGAUCACUGGGUAGCUACAAACAGCCGGGCAGGGAUGAGAGGAGCUAAACAAGAGCUUCCUAUGUAGAGCAGUAAGGACGUUGUGGAGAAACAGCCCUGUGAAAUGGACAUUUAUGCAGCGCCUCCGUGUGAGGGAAUGACUGCCCUGCCCACAUGCAGGUCCAUCCCAGGGGGCACGUGAGGGGGCCGAGCUGGAAAGGGAUGUGACCCUGGCGGAUGGAGGGGCUGGCCAUGGUGGAGCGCAGCGUGGCGCAUCGCCGCAGCAGUGCUUGUAUCAUUGUGCCGGCGCCCGGGAGUUGCAGGCAGUUGCCGUCGGCAGCUGGAGUGGUGCUGACGGCUGCCCCGUGUCUGGGCAGGGACAGGUGAGUGGGACAUGGGGGAAGCUGCCCCUCUCCUGCCCCCCCGCGGUGCACAAGGAUCCCAGGGAGGAGGCGUCUUGCCACACUCGAAUGUCCGCGUGAGUCUUCACUGACACACGGGACCCAGCGCUGUCCUGCUCCUGACCUGACUCAAUGACAAUACAUAGGGGGCGUGUUUGCGCCAGUGCGGCCCCUGGUCGGCUGCGCUCACUGCUUAAGUGAUGGGCAGGGGGACAGGCGGGAGUGACGGUGCCCCCCCUGCAAGCGGUGACCGAUCGCUGGAUGUGCUCCCAGAAGUGGCUGCAGCAAUCGGCCGCGGGGGAACUCCCUCUGGGCAGCGAUAUUGGCUGCAGGGGGGACCCCCACUCUCUGCUACGAUACUGGUCACAGGGGGGGCAUGUGUCCCCCUGACUAAGGUGGCACCGGUUCCCCAUGACCUGACUUGAUAACAUUUCCACAACUUCCCAGUCUCAUGGGUCCAUGGGGUUUACUGGGACCUCAUCUUGCAAUUUUUACUCAGCAAAACGCUCCUUACAUCACAGUUUGAGAAAGGCCUGGACAACUGGCUGGUCCCUUUUCCUACUCCUUUUCUUACUUUCUUUUAAGGCCAGGCGAGAGGAUCAUCAAGCCAUGCUCAGCCUAGGUGGCCCCCGCAGAAAGUCUGUUUCCGUUUCCUUGGUCUGCAGGAACCAGGACCAGACUUUUCCAGGUCUGUUUAAAAAAAACCAGGACAGCCAAGUGUGUGCACCAGGCGAGGAGAGCACCUUAAGCAACAGAGAUCACAGCUCCAAAUGAUGGAGGUUGUCGUAGAAAAUCCUCCUCCUAUUAUUUCUUCCACAUUUUCACAACCUCAGCCUCGCCCCUGAGCAUGUAGCCUAUUUCCAUCACUUGACACACAGGUGUGUUGCUCACAUGAGAUCCUUCCUCACUGAGCUCACUUCAGGAUUCAUUUCCCUAUUUAAAUCAGGCUCAGGGUGCUUGAGUUUUUCAUGCAAACUUGUGAGACUUCAUGGCACUUUUGGUUCCUCAUAGUGAUUGCCUGACAGCGGCUGGAGAAGGACAACAAAGCCAGUCCAGAGGAGGAUUUGUCCUAGAGAUCACUCAGCUGAAGGGGAGCAGGUAAGGCUUGGGUAAAUGGACAAACCACCCUGAGGCUCACAACCUUGUGGAGGUGGCAAGGAAGCGAGGGUCUCUUCUGAUUUCAGGCCCAGGUCCUGCAGGUCAGAAACAGGUAAAGACUAAUUCUGCAUCCACAGAAGACCUGCCUUGAGAGUAACCUUUCCUACCAGCUCCACAUGUAGCAGGAAGGAGCUGGGCAUGGUCCAGAGGCAACACUCUGAAUUGGACAGGAUAAGAAAUGUUUGUGUUUUAACCCUGUGUGUGUUUCAUAUCUCUGAUUCAGACAGGUUUUUCCUCAACUGUGAACCUGAAGCCACCAAAUGGUUCCUGAUGCAGGAUCUCCUUCAGAGCCAGGAUGGAUAAGGCAUGGUGCACAGCCAGUGUAGACAGGAACACUGGAUGUCCUUAGAGUAAAUGUAGCGUGAGAUAUAUUGAUAAUGCACAGCAGGGGAAUAUAUCCUUUCCUGGGCAUCGACAGGGAUAAAGACCCCCCAAAGGUAGAAGACAGGCGGAGAGCAGCAGAGAGGAUCCAAUCGUCUACCUGAAAGGAGCAGGAGUUCAAUUGGGUUUGGAGUGAAGGGCCAACAUGGACAAGUCAGGGAGUGACAAGUCUCCUGUGAGUGGGGAAGCACCAAGGGAAAAGGGCAGAAAAAAGGAGAAGUGCAAAUUCUUGGAAGGGAAGGGGCUGUCUAAAGGGCUAUGGUCAAACCACCCUAGUGAUGUGAUCCUGUAGUCCCUUUUCACCUAGCAGACCUCACCCACCGGCUACAGCUCCUAGGAAGCAGCGGAGGCUCCAGAGAAGAGCGUCAGGACCCCUCAGUGCCUGAGCCUCAAGUGGAUCACAGCACACCCGGAGGGUCUGUGAGCAUCUGCCCAGCAGCGCUCCAUCCCCCAGGGCAAGAUGGACAGGCUGAGGCAGAUGCUGAAGCACAGGACGACCAAGGUGUCCCCAGGGGAGGAGGUCAGCAGCAGGAGACCUGUGCCAGAGGAGGAGAGCAGCCCGAUUGGUGCAGUGGGCACAGUCAAGACCAGGUGGUGGACAUGCCUGCUGUGCUGGAGAGGGAAAACCGCAGCUCCUGGAACAAAGUCCGAGGAGGCAGAGGAGCCCUCUCGGAAAGCAGGGAGGUGGCCUCGGCUCCGGCUGGGCAGGCGGGACCCAGCACAGGAAGAGCACCAGGCAGGGCUGCUGUGCAGCUCUCCUCCCAGGGCACCCAGCUACCAGGAGCUGUGCCCUGAAACCAGGCCAGAGGAGGCGUCCCCCUGCACUGUCAUGGAGGGAGACGCAGCUUCCCUGGGGCAGGAGGUCAGCAAGCCCUGCCCGAGCCCCAGCCUCAGCUCCAGCUCCUCCCGGGGAGACCUUGAGAGCUCUGUGGAGUCCGGGAGCAACCCGCCCCAUGGCACCACCAUGAAAGGUGCGGAGACAGCCUGGGUGCCAAAAACCUGGGGGCAUUGUGCUCGCUCAGACCAAUCCAUCCAUCCCCGGCAUUAUGCAGUUGAAUCUUAGCCAGGACAAAGGGCCUGAGCCACACAUCUCCAGUGAUCCCAGGGUCACGGGCAUCAUUCCCUGCAGGUGGGCGCCGUGUGGGUUCACUUAGGGGGAUCCAUGGUCAGUGCAGGGGCCGGAACCUAUUGGGGAAGCAGGGACAGUCUGGUCCCCCUCAGUCAUGGGGGCAUGAUGUUGAAAAUAGAGGAGGUGCAUGGGGAAGUGGUGUAUGAGACUUGCUCUGGCACAGGGCUCUAGGCUCCAGAAGAAAGAUGAAAGCAUUUCUACACCCCGCCACCCACUUUUACAACUUCCAAGCUGUAGCAGGAGUCACCCUCUCCCUUUUCAUCCUUGUGAAGUGAUUCCCUACCGGCCAGGCAAGGAGGUGGAGGAAGAACAGGAGGGUGAAGACCUGAUGCUCCUGGAGGAAGAAGCCCUCACAGACAACAUACUGCACCUCCUGGGCCAAGGAAAAGUAGGAAAGUCCCCUAAGGGAAGUGGCCCCCAGACCACCCUUGACUCCCAACAUUCAGCCUUUACGGCAGUCAUACCACAUGAACCCAGGUCUCCCCAGUGGAGACACUCAGCCCACGGGCUCUGACACAUCCACCUGUGUGUGCUGGUCUGACAGCCAGCCUCCCAUCACAGGUGCCGCCUCUGCUUCUCACUCUACUUCCCCAGCAGGAGACCAGUGCAGGGAACAGCAGCCAUCCAAGGGGUCUUAGUCCCACAUUUGAUUUGGGCAGGAUGGGAAGGUCCUUGGCCAACACCCUGUCUUUCCUCCUAUACCGCUCUGGGGCGAUGCAGGACAAGGAGCAUGGAGACCGCUUCCUUCUCGCCAUCCCCGCACUCUGCAGAGCCACCAAGCAGAGGGGAGAGGACACCCUGGAGCCAGAGACCUGCUAAGUGGUUCUGCUACAGAAGAUCAUGGGCCUGAUGGAGACAGUGACACAGGAUGAAGAGCCAAAUUGGACCCUGUGCAACAGCAUAGCUGCCAUCUGCAGCCUCAGCGAGCUGAAGCCAGCCCUGGAGCCAGCCAUGGAGUCGUGCCUGCUGCAGACCACCCUGAAGAUCUGCCUGACGUCCCCAAGACACAACAGCCUUUAUACCAAACAGCAGAAGCACAUGGAGGACCUGGAGGCCAUGCUGAGGAACCUGUUGGCCACUGCACCCAGCUUGGGCAGGCUGCAGUUCCUUUGGGAGUACCUGACAUCCUGGCUGCAGUCUCCUGGCGCCAUAGACAGGGCGAAGGCCAUGAGAAGCAGCAGCGCCCUUCUCCGCUUUGCUGUUUCCCUCCUCCUGCAGUUUGAGGACUUGCCCGACCUGCCCCAGAUGGGUGACACCGCGGCCCAGCUGUGUCUGUCCCUCAGCCACCCAGCAGCAGACAUCAGCUGUCAGGCCAGGGAGGGCAUCUACCUGCUCGCCCAAAUCCUGCUGCACCACAAGGGCCGAGACAUGCAGGAGGCAGAGGGGCUUCUCCAUCUAAGCCGGGAACAGCAGAGCCAGGUCCAGAGCUACAUGGACCUGGCCCAAGUCGGGGAGGUGUUUCAAAAGAUCUUAUCAGAGGGGCAAAGGAGAUCUUUUGCGCAGAGGGCACUUGAGGGGGUGCUGGACAGCAACAUGUGUGUCAGCCAUGCUGCGCUGAUCCUCCUCUACACCAUGCUGGGGGAAGCUGGCCACCUGAUUGGGGACAAGGAGGAAGAAAUCCCCGCCAGGAUCAUGAGAAAGCUGCUGGUCAUGAAGGGCUUCAAAUAGCUGCCCAGAGAGCUGCAAGGCCACAGCCUGCUGGCAAGCUCCUCCAGGACCCCCUCCCCUCUGCAGCAGCCCAAGGUCCCUUCUGCAGCUUCAACCAACAGCGAGGCUGACAGCACCUCCCUGAGCAAAUGCACCAUCCAGAGCCUCACAGGCAGCAAGACGGCCCCAGAGGGAACCUCCAGCCCAGAAUCAGCCACCACGCUAGGGUCGACUGAUGUGAACACCCCUUGAAUCAGUUAGAGCUAGCCUUCCACCAGAGAGACAUCUGCCCGAACUUGAGAAGUUACCAGUGGGUGAAGACUUUGGCUUAUUCUUCCACCCACUUUGCCCAUCAAGGUGUUGGGGGCAAUGAACUGGUGUCAUGAAUUUCUGACCCCUCAGUUGCGGGAUCCAGGUAGCUCUUGCAGUGUGUGUGGCAUUUUGCAAUCCCAGGCCUCAGGGCUUUUGCUGGUCGCCAGUUGGGGCCAGGAAGGAAUUUUUCCCCCCGUUCUCCUUGAAGAUCAUACUGGCUGUGGGGGGGUUUUCGCCUUCCUCUGAGGUAUUGGGGCACAACGAGAUCACAGCGGUGUCAGUUCUCCAAACAGCAGGACUUACUACACCUGGCCAAAACAUGAAUACUCGUCGGGCGGAGGAGAGAGAAAGAAGCAGCAAAUGCAGUGUCCUAUCCAUCAUGUUAAAUUAUUGUAGCAUAAUAAAGUAAAUAUUGUUUUCCUUUUCUGAUAA
Alligator mississippiensis (American alligator) is the source of this 7223-nucleotide messenger RNA. RefSeq names its product maestro heat-like repeat-containing protein family member 1. NCBI's taxonomy places the organism in Eukaryota, Metazoa, Chordata, Crocodylia, Alligatoridae. The record is from RefSeq and is a predicted model, not a curated record. The transcript has 11 exons. The coding region runs from base 5673 to 6500 and encodes 275 amino acids. Gene Ontology annotation, cellular component: cytoplasm.